GCAGGUGAGGGGUCCCAGAUGCUGGACAAGGACACCAAGACCAUGAUGGGCACAGAAGACACACCCAGAGGCAAAGCCAGCCCAGACCCUCAGGACUUGCGGCCAAGUGUGAUGCACAGCAUCAAGCUCUUCGUCCUGUGCCACAGCCUGCUGCAGCUGGCACAGCUCAUGAUCUCCGGCUAUCUCAAGAGCUCCAUCUCCACAGUGGAGAAGCGCUUUGGCCUCUCCAGCCAGACCUCAGGGCUGCUGGCUGCCUUCAACGAGGUGGGGAACACAGCCUUGAUUGUGUUUGUGAGCUAUUUUGGCAGCCGGGUACACCGGCCCCGACUGAUCGGUUAUGGGGCUGUCCUUGUGGCUCUGGCAGGCCUGCUCAUGACCCUCCCACACUUCAUCUCGGAGCCAUACCGCUAUGACCACACCCGCUCUGAGGAUAUGCCACAGGACUUCGAGGCUACCCUGUGCUUGCCCAUGACCUCGGCCCCAGCCCUAGCCCCCUCCAACGGCAGCUGCUCGAGCUACACAGAGGCCCAGCAUCUGACUGUGGUGGGGAUAAUGUUCCUGGCACAGACCCUGCUCGGCGUGGGCAGUGUGCCCAUUCAGCCCUUCGGCAUCUCCUAUAUCGAUGACUUUGCUCACAACAGCAACUCGCCCCUCUAUCUUGGGAUCCUGUUUGCAGUGACCACGGUGGGGCCAGGCAUGGCCUAUGGGCUGGGUGGUCUCAUGCUGCGCCUUUAUGUGGACAUUGACCGGAUGCCAGAAGGUGGUAUCAGUCUGACCUCUAAGGACCCCCGAUGGGUGGGUGCCUGGUGGCUGGGCUUCCUCAUCUCUGCUGGCGCGGUGGCUGUGGCUGCCACCCCCUACUUCUUCUUCCCCAGGGAGAUGCCCAAGGAGAAGCAUGAGCUCCACUUCCGGCGAAAGGUCUUGGCCGCUGCAGCCACACCUACCGUCGAGGGUGAAGACCCCCCCUCUGAGCAGAGCCCUGGAGGCUCCCCAAACAAGCAGGAUGGCCUAGCCCAGAUUGCACCAGACCUGACAGUGAUCCAGUUCAUCAAAGUCUUCCCCAGGGUGCUGCUGCGGACCCUGCGCCACCCCAUCUUCCUGCUCGUGGUCCUGUCCCAGGUGUGCAUGUCGUCCAUGGUGGCGGGUAUGGCCACCUUCCUGCCUAAGUUCCUGGAGCACCAGUUUUCCAUCACAGCCUCCUUCGCCAACCUGCUGAUUGGCUCCCUCACCAUCCCCUUGUCCAUCGUGGGCAUCGUGGCGGGGGGCAUCCUGGUCAAGCGCCUCCACCUGGGCCCCAUGCGCUGCGGUGUCCUUUGCCUGCUGGGGGCGUUGCUCUGCCUGCUUCUCGGCCUGCCCCUCUUCUUCAUCGGCUGCUCUACCCACCGGAUUGCAGGCAUCCCCCGCCAGCCAGGUGCCCAGCCUGAGCCAGGGCUAUUUCCAGGCUGCAUGAAGCUCUGCUCCUGCCCAUCAGACCACUUUAACCCUGUCUGCAACCCCAGUGCUCGUGUGGAAUACAUCACACCCUGCCAUGCGGGCUGUACAAGCCGGGUGAUCCAGGAGGCUCUGGACAAAAGCCAGGUUUUCUACGCCAACUGCAGCUGCGUGGUAGGGGGUGGCCCAGUGCCAGCGGGUUCCUGCGACUCGGCCUGUGGCCACCUGGUGCUGCCCUUCAUGCUCCUGGUCAGCCUGGGGGCGGCACUGGCUUGUGUCACCCACACACCCUCCUUCAUGCUCAUCCUAAGGGGAGUGAAGAAAGAAGACAAGACUCUGGCUGUGGGGAUCCAGUUCAUGCUCACGAGAGUUCUGGCCUGGAUGCCCAGCCCCGUGAUCCAUGGCAGCGCCAUCGACACCACCUGUGUGCACUGGGCCCUGAGCUGUGGGCGUCGAGCUGUCUGCCGCUAUUAUGACCUCGACCUGCUCCGAAACAGGUUCAUCGGCCUCCAGUUCUUCUUCAAAACAGGCUGCCUGUUCUGCCUCAUCUUAGUUUUGGCCAUCCUAAGGCAGCAGGACAAAGAGGCAGGGACGAAGGCAACUGUACCCAGCCCUGGCCUAGAGCAGCGAUUGUUAGAGUCUGGGCCAGAGAAGGAGCCGAAGGAUUCCAGAGUGUGAGCUGUCCCAGGGCUCCAACCUGGCCAAGAGUGGCAGCUACAGUGGUACCUGCUCCGGGCCCUUUGUCCAACACUGAGCAUUAAGAGCCCUAUGUUCCAAUUCUGGUUCCUCCACUAAAUUGCUGUGUGACUUUGGGCAAGCCACUGGCCCUCUCUGGGUCUUUGCUCAUCCAAACCAAGGAGUUAUUUGGAGGUUUGCUGUGUUGGUCACUUCUGAAGCAAGAGGGUCUUCUCCCUUCUUCCCCCAGCAAGACAGUUGACCUGGAGCCAGGCUUUCCUGGGUAGAAGGACUGCAGUCUUUCCCCCAGGACCCCAGGGACAGGGAAGUGACUGUGAUAAGCCAGGCUGCCCUCCACGCCAAGCCCCAGCUCAGCUCUGCCACUCACCUGGGACACCCUCUCUGAGCCUCAGCUACAUCCUCUGUCAGCUGGGAACAGACUUUCUGGCUUUCAGGCUCAUUCAGCUGUGACCAUCUGUUUGGUCAGGAUAGACUCAGGCCUCCUUCCUAACCCUAGGCAGCCUUCAAGAAGUGUCCAUUUGGCGCCCCCUGGAGGUAGAGCUCUGACUGGACUCUAAGUGGAGACCCAUAGGGAGAAGGGUGCUGGCCUCACAGGAUGUCCAAGCUUGGCAAGGCCUUCAAGAAGCCUGCGUGGGAACCUCAAAGAGCCUUAGCUGAGGGGGGAGACUCACUCUCCGACUCAGGAAAUCCCAGCCCUUGCCCUCAGGAGCUACAGUUUGGGGAUGAGGCCUAUUCUCCUGCCUUAGGGUCCCUGGGGGUGGGGAAGGAGACCCAGCCCCACACUUGGGUAUUUUCUAACUUCAGAGACCAAACAUACUCUCAGCACACACUCACUGAUACCUAUACUUUGCCAAGAUUUUACAUAUUUGACCAGGGGCAACCAAAGUCACUGAGACUUUUUGUGAAUAGAAUCUUAAUUUCCCCAUUUCCUCCUGGUUGUCUGAUUCUGUGUCACCUGGGGCUCUGUACAUAAUAUCUGAUUCUGUGACAACCAAGCUUUGGGAGUGAUAGCUGGUUCUCUGUGAUGCCUGGGCUGGUGUAAUGCCUGAGCCUGUAACACUGGGGACAGUAAUGCCCAGCUCUGUGUAAUAAGCAAUUCUGUGGCAUGCUUGGGUCUGAAUGAUCCGAUCCCUUUCUACAUUGGGCUUUUUUUUUUUUUUUCUUUAAUGGCCAAUCUUAUCAAGCCUGGUUAUUUCCCUGGGAGGAGGAGAGAGUUUCCUGGUCAGCUCCCAGCCCAGUCUGUUGCCACCACAUACCCCAUCUGGCUGGGACCUGCUGCUCAGGUGGCUGCAGACAGGGUCAUCACAGCAGUUUCCCUGGCCCUAUGCACACAGGGGCUGGGGAGAAGCUGGGGUUGAGGGCACACAUGGCUCUUGCCCUCUGAGCAGCUCCCAGCGCCAGGGCUUUGAGGCUUCCCCACAUACAAUAAGAGGGAGGUACAAAAGUUCUAAUUCCCUUUUAUUCUACUGGUUGAUACCUGUAAAUAUUUAACAAAUAUUUGAACCUGUAUUCAUAAAUGCCAAGAAUGUCAAAGUCUCCUCCAACAAGAUGAGCUUUUAGUACGUUCAUAUUCCUUCUCCUUCCCUCCUGUUUCCCAGGUUUUGCAGAAAUAACCUGGAAUUAUAGAUACAGCUUAUUAUUAAGUUUGUUCUUGCAUAAUGUCUCUUCUAUUACCAAAAUCCUUUCUUAUAAACUGCAUUAGAGGUUGCAACAA
Molecule: messenger RNA, 3841 nt
Organism: Galeopterus variegatus (Sunda flying lemur)
Lineage: Eukaryota; Metazoa; Chordata; Mammalia; Dermoptera; Cynocephalidae
Gene: SLCO2B1
Product: solute carrier organic anion transporter family, member 2B1
Exons: 13
Coding region: 19-2109 (696 amino acids)
Biological process (GO): sodium-independent organic anion transport; transmembrane transport; bile acid and bile salt transport
Cellular component (GO): membrane
Molecular function (GO): protein binding; bile acid transmembrane transporter activity
Source: RefSeq, a predicted model, not a curated record